ACCACUGGCGCCGCGUCCCGACAUUAAUUUAUUAACAGUAAUAUGAACGGACGUGAACUUAUAUUAAAAAGGUUUUUUACUUGAACUCACGCGCGGGUCGAGACCAUUGACGGUCGCAGUACUCGUAUCCCCAACACUCUUCAGUUAUAAAUACCUGUCCGCGGUACGUUAUGCGCUAAGUUGAUGUUCGUGCCGCACGAAACGUACAAUAUGAUGAAGACCCCGAAGAAUUCCUUCGCGUCCGCCACGACCGUUUGCCUCGUACUUGCAGCGUACGUCGCGUUCGCAUAUGGGUACAUAUCAGACAUGCAAAACGAUAAGACCAGUCGUCUCACUUGGUGCACGAUCAAUGCCCAGGAACAAUCAAAAUGUUUGAACUUGUCGGCAGCUGUUAACAGAGACAAACAGAAAUUCAACCCCAAGUAUUUCAUGGAACUCGUUUGCAAACAGGGAGUCAAUAAAGAUGAUUGUAUGACAAUGUUAGAUAAUAGUGCGGCUGAUAUAUUAAGUUUAGAUGCUGGAGAGGUAUUUGUUGGUGGUCGAUACAACAGUUUAAUACCAAUAAUGCAGCAACUAUUUGAAGAUGGUUCAACUGAAUAUUAUGCAGUUGCUUUAAUAAAAAAGAAUACAUUGAAUGAUGUAUAUAAUCUUGGACAUUUGAAGGGUAAAAAGGCUUGUUUUGCUGGUGUAGGCACUCAAGCUGGUUGGAAUAUACCAAUUAAUACUCUUAUUUCCAAAGGCUUUAUGAACAUUUUUGAUUGUAAUAACCAUGUGAAAACGACUAUAGAAUUUUUUGGUCCCAGUUGUGCUGUAAAUUCAUUACUUGACAAAUACAAUCCAAUGGGAGAUAAUUCAGACCGUUUAUGUACUAUUUGUGCCAGUAAAGUUUCUGGUCAAAAAUGUACAUCAAGUGAUCCAUAUGCUGGUGAUGAAGGAGCAUUUAGAUGUUUAAUUGAAACUGGUGAUAUUGCAUUCCUACGACAUACAACUGUGUUAGAAAUGCUCAAUGAUCAAUCAUUCACUAAAACCAAAGAAAACGAUUUAGAAUUGUUAUGCCUGGAUGGUUCAAGGCGACCAAUAAGUGAAUAUAGAAGUUGUAACUGGGGACCAACUCCUACUGAUGCUAUUAUGACAACAUCUGCUAAAAGUUCUUCAGCUCGCAUUUCAUUCCAAAAAUGGCUUCAGAAAAUAGUUGAACUGUAUGGCAAAUCAAAACCAUCACAAUGGCUGACAUCUACUCCCAUUUCCAACUGGGAAUCUGGUCAAUCUGAAUUCCUAAGCAAUACUCAGAAUACUCAGAAUAUUGAUAAAAACUUCUAUUUAUUUAAUUCUUCAGCUUAUAGCAAUCAUCACAAUCUUUUACUGCAGGAUUCAACAAGAGGCUUACGAUCUUUAGAAGAAUCUCAACAAACAUAUGCAAAAUAUUUAGGAAGGUCUAUGGAUAUUGUGCUAGGAGUUCGUUACUGUCCUGCUACUCGGAUGACACUCUGUGUAACAUCUGAUCCCGAAAUGGAGAAAUGUAUUAAAAUGAAGAUGGCAUUAAAAGUUCAACUUCUGGUACCUGAAAUGCAAUGUUUCCGAGGUUACAGUCAAGUGCAUUGUAUGCAAGCCAUUAGAAAUGGAAAUGCAGAUGUUGCAGUUAUGGAUGCUGGUGACAUUUAUACUGCUGGACUUGAAUAUGAUGAAAUACCAUUUAUUACUGAAAUGUAUGAUCUACCCGAACCAGAAUAUUAUGUUGUGGCAGUAGCUAAAGAAGAAGAUCCUAGUACUGAAUUGACGUACUUAAAAGGAAAAAUGACUUGCCAUCCUGGUAUUUAUUCUGGUGGUGGGUGGAUUAUACCAAUGGCAUUUUUAUUGAGCAAUGGUUGGAUGCGAAGUUAUGGUUGUGACUCAAUACAAGCUGCAUCAGAGUACUUUAGCAAAUCUUGUGUUCCGGGUGCUUUGAGUAAUGAAUAUAAUCCAGGUUUACCUUAUGAUAAUCUAUGUCAUUUAUGCAGAGGUGCCAGUUACCGUUACUGUAAACGAGAUGCUACUGAAGACUUUUAUGGUUAUACAGGAGCCUUAAGAUGUUUGGUUGAGGGUGGUGGAGAUGUUGCUUUUGUAAAACAUACUACAGUGUAUGAAAAUGCAGAUGGUAAACGUAAACAAUGGUGGGCAAGAAAUACAUUAAGUUAUGAUUUUCAGCUUUUGUGUCCUGAUGGUACUAGAGCAUCAAUUAAUGAUUACAAAAGAUGUAGCAUGGGUAAAGUUAAAGCGAACGCUAUUAUAACUCGUGGUGGUGAAGCUUACAAUCACACCGAAGUAAUGGCCUUCACCAAUCUGUUUAUGGCUGCCCAACAAUUGUAUGGCAGAAAAACUAAUGAUGAGUUCACAUUCAGUAUGUUCACAUCACCAGAACCUUACAGUGAUUUGAUCUUUCAAGAUGCCACUCAACAGCUGGCAUCUAUUGAUAGCUCAUUAAGACAUUACUCUGACUGGCUAGGACAAAAUUUCAUGCGAGCCCGUCGUCUUGUUGAUUGCCGUGCAGCUGGUACUAUAUCGUUACCAAUCAGUAUUACAACCAUGUUAAUAUCUGUAUUUUGUAUUUAUUUGUGGUUCUAAUUUAUUAGUACUCAAUCUAUAAAAAAGUCACAGGAAUAUUAGGAAGGAGCAUUUAAUGUUUUGAUUGCUCAUAAUUUAAUCAUUGACACAAUCUGCACUUGAUUACAGGAAAAAUAGAUCCGUCCAUUUUAUUAUUUUUAAUUUUAAGAUUUUACUGAUUAAAUGUAAGACUAUACUAAAAUAAUUUUACCAAGGCUUUGCAACUAAAAUAACUGAAACUGUUAUUAUCCAUAAAACAUAUUCAAAAAUAAUUGAAUUAACUAAAAUUCAGAAGAAUAUA
Molecule: messenger RNA, 2881 nt
Organism: Sipha flava (yellow sugarcane aphid)
Lineage: Eukaryota; Metazoa; Arthropoda; Insecta; Hemiptera; Aphididae
Gene: Tsf2
Product: melanotransferrin
Exons: 15
Coding region: 184-2601 (805 amino acids)
Biological process (GO): iron ion transport
Cellular component (GO): early endosome; recycling endosome; plasma membrane
Source: RefSeq, a predicted model, not a curated record